UGACUUUAUUAAAAUGGCUUGUUCUGACCACGACCACGAGUAGGACUAUAAAUAGGCCCAGAGAUAAGCUCUGUCUGAGCUGCAGUGCAGCUCUUUAUUGCUAUGUGACGUUAGUAGUAAUAGUAAUAGUUAUAGUAUCAUUGUUGAUGCUUUUUAUGAGCAACUUUCCUGCAUUAUUUCAGUUAGUAAUUUGACGGGAGUGAGUCGCUUCACUUGCACUGGGCGCAAAGUGCAUGCUCACAGAGGACUGCAGAGGCGCAGUAAAGGUGAUAGCUCUGGUCCGCACUACUAGGUGGCGCUAACGCACCCUGACGCUGGUUGCAACCCGCCGUAAAGCCCAGGGAGGAGGAAGAAGACGCACACGUUAAGGGAGGGGGGGCGGUAGUUCACCAUGUCGCUGUUUGCCGACCGCCAGAACACAACGCGAAGAAGAACUAGUAGUCGUUUCUGAGAGAAGCCGGUACCGUGGCAGAGCACAGCCGACCAAAGUGAUUCUUCAGGCAGCCAGGAGGACCAGGAGCGGCGCCCCCCCCCCAUCUCCAACCGCACAUCUUAGCGCGUUAGAAUGGGAAACCUGCCGCUCUUCUCAGGGACUGCAGACGGUGUCAGUGGAGGGACAUUCAUAGUGCGGAGGAUCAGCAGCAGCAUAACUUAUUAUUACACUCCGUUCUCAGAGACAUUAUGUCCUGCCAAAGACUCUCAAACAGCCGCUGCUCUUUGUCCAGUCUCACCCCUAAGUGACUCCUCUGCGGAUCCUUCCACCUCUCCAUUGAUCUCAGAUUCACCUUCACACACACCUGCCUCCUCCCAAAACCAAUCAGAAUCUGCCUCCCCUCCCCGCCCCCUCCUUCUGUUCUUUUCCUGGCUCGGUGCCCAGCCAGGGGCAGUGGCCAAGUACAGGGACCUAUACCUGGACCGUGGCAUAGAUGUCCUCGUGGUCCGGAGCAAUGUAAUGCACUUCCUGUGGCCUCAAUGGGGGCUCGACUACGGGUUGGAGGUUUUGAAAGUUCUGGAGGAGCCUCAGUUCUCAGAGCGGGCGCUGCUGGUCCACGCCUCCUCCAUCGGUGGCUACACUUUCACCCAGAUGCUCGCCCACAUCAGCCAGGGGCCGAAAAAACACGCAGUGCUGGCCCAGAGGGUGAUAGGGCACAUCUAUGACAGCUUAGUGGCUGGCACUCUGGAGCACAUGGCGAUUGGCCUUGGCAAGACUCUGGUGCCACGUUUCGAGGGCUUUGUCAAAAACGCCGCCAUGCUUUACUUCUGGCUCUUCAAAACCCAUACAGCCGAUAUCUAUGACAGCAGCAUCCAGGUUUUCAACAACACCCCGAUUACUGCACCAGCCCUCUUUUUCUCCUGUGAAAACGAUCCCCUGUGCAACAUAGUUGUCGUUGAGAAUUGUAUGGACCAAUGGAGAAAGAGGGGUGUGACUGUGGAGAGCAAAAAGUGGAAGGAAUCGAUACAUGCAGCCCACAUGCGAUGCCACCCGGAAGACUACCUCUCUACCUUGGACAAAUUCUUGAACUCACUGCCUAAUUGCUCAGGCAAAGCAAAACUUUCAACUGAUGCAGGAGUAAAGGUUUAGUUUGACAGUCAACUGUAAGCUGCUUUAUUAUUUCAAAGAGAAUGCACUUAUUUUAUCUUUAUUAUUUUAUCUUGCAGCUUUAAUAGUAAUGUAAUUUAAGACAUUUGUUCUUUUUGAGCACCCUCAAUUGUAUGACUCUACUGUUGUUGAGAUUACAUUUGGAGUGAUAUGCAAUAUUUAAUAGAUGAUUGUGGAGGUUCAGUUAUGUGCUGCUUGCACAGGGAUGUUGAUACUGUUGUUACACUUGAUACCAGAGAUCUGGUUUCUGCACAUUAUGUGAAAUAAAACUGUUCCUAGCAGCA
Messenger RNA from Morone saxatilis (striped sea-bass), 1884 nucleotides. RefSeq lists its product as uncharacterized. The coding region runs from base 566 to 1582 and encodes 338 amino acids. Gene Ontology annotation, molecular function: serine hydrolase activity. Lineage: Eukaryota; Metazoa; Chordata; Actinopteri; Moronidae. The transcript has 4 exons. The record is from RefSeq and is a predicted model, not a curated record.